Molecule: messenger RNA, 1908 nt
Organism: Cordyceps militaris CM01
Lineage: Eukaryota; Fungi; Ascomycota; Sordariomycetes; Hypocreales; Cordycipitaceae
Product: copper radical oxidase
Exons: 1
Coding region: 1-1908 (635 amino acids)
Source: RefSeq, a predicted model, not a curated record
AUGGCCACCGGACAGCCUGUCACCCUCCAAGAGGUAGGUAGUUGGAAGUACCAAGGCUGCUACGAAGACAAUGUCAACCAGACCAGGACUUUCUUCUGGCAAAACUUCUUCCCGGACGUCAUGACUCCCAAGAUGUGCCUGGACAGGUGCGCUGGUUUUGGGUACAUGGCGGCAGGGCUUGAGUAUGGCCAGGAAUGCUACUGCGGGGACCCCCAGAACAUCAUUGUCAACAAGUCAACCAAGAAGGACGAGAAGGAUUGCGGCGUUCCGUGCGUCGGAAACUCGUCCGCGCUGUGCGGCGGUGGCUCACGCCUUUCCACCUAUUUCUGGAAAGGAACGCCAUUCUAUUCAUGGAACUUUCCGGCAGCGGGAAGCCCCGCGGCCGGCUCCUACGAUUUCCUCAUUGGCGGCACCAACAUCCCCCUCAUCACGUCUCAAGCCAUCAACGGCAAGGUGACUUUUCUGGAGAAAUUCGGCACCGGCCCGCCCAACUCCACCGGCGCGUACGAGUUGGAUCUGUCCGAGAUUGAUACUUGGGACAAGGCUUGGCGGACCAUGCACGUCAAGACGGACGUCUUUUGCGCCGCCGGCCUCACGCUUCCUGACAAGGCCGGCCGCCAAAUCAAUAUUGGCGGCUGGUCCGGUGAGUCGACCUUUGGCGUCCGCUUGUACGCCCCCGAUGGGAAAGCCGGAACCCACGGCAAGAAUGACUGGGAGGAGGACGCAAGCAUCCUCACGCUGCAAGACGGCCGCUGGUAUCCCACAGCCAUCAACAUGGCCAACGGUUCCAUCCUCGUCAUCGGUGGACAGGUCGGCUCCAACAGCGCGGCCGUACCGACGUUGGAAAUUCUCCCCUACACGGGCACGAAGCCGCUGCGCAUGGACUGGCUGGCGCGGACCGACCCAAACAACCUGUACCCCUACGCUGCUGUUCUGCCUUCUGGUGGCAUCUUUGUUGCUUACUGGAACGAGGCGCGCAUUCUGGACGAGAAGACCUUUGCCACUGUCAAGACGCUACCCAUGAUCCCCGGCGCUGUCAACGAUCCGAAGGGCGGCCGCAACUACCCUCUCGAGGGCACUGCUGUUCUUCUCCCCCAGCACGCUCCGUAUACAGAUCCACUUGGUGUUCUUAUAUGCGGCGGCUCGACCAACGGACCGGGAAAUGCUCUGGACAACUGUGUUAGCAUCUACCCAGACGCCAAGAGUCCCAAGUGGGAGCUUGAGCGUAUGCCCUCUCCCCGGGUCAUGAGCUGCAUGGCGCCUCUGCCGGAUGGUACGUAUAUCAUUCUCAACGGCGCGCAUCACGGUGUUGCCGGUUUCGGUCUCGGUAUCGGCCCGAACCUCAAUGCGCUCCUGUACGAUCCGAGAAAGCCGCUCGGACGCCGCAUCACGGUCAUGGCCAACACCACCGUCGCGCGAAUGUACCACUCGGAAGGACUGACACUCUUGGACGGGCGUGUGCUCGUGUCCGGCUCCGAUCCCCAGGACGGCGUCAACCCCCAGGAGUACCGCAUCGAGACCUUUAGCCCACCGUACCUGCUCUCUGGCAAGCCUCGUCCCACAUUCACCAUCAAGAACACCGAUUGGGGUUACGGCCAAAAUGUAAGCUUUGAGCUGGGAGGCAAGGCUACCAAUGGUGAAAUCACCGUGUCGCUCCUCGGCUCCGUCUCCAGCACGCACGGCAACUCCAUGGGUGCACGCACUCUGUUCCCUAAAGUGUCGUGCUCGGGAGUCUCAUGCACUGUCACCGCGCCUCCUGGCAAGUAUAUUGCACCCCCAGGCUGGUAUCAAUUCUUUGCUCUGGACGGCGGUAUCCCUGCUGUCGGUGUCUUUGUUCGCAUCGGUGGCGACCCUGCCGGGCUUGGGAACUGGCCGAAGGGGGAUGCGUUCACCCGGCCGGGUAUUUGA